This is a messenger RNA of Mercurialis annua (annual mercury), 1227 nucleotides long. RefSeq names its product 50S ribosomal protein L22, chloroplastic-like. Gene Ontology annotation, biological process: ribosome assembly; translation. Bases 225 to 1043 code for a protein of 272 amino acids. The transcript has 7 exons. Gene Ontology annotation, cellular component: mitochondrial large ribosomal subunit; ribosome. The record is from RefSeq and is a predicted model, not a curated record. Gene Ontology annotation, molecular function: structural constituent of ribosome. NCBI's taxonomy places the organism in Eukaryota, Viridiplantae, Streptophyta, Magnoliopsida, Malpighiales, Euphorbiaceae.
UUCAUCUCAUUAGCCAAAAAGUAAAUUUAUAUCCACAGUCAGGUCAUAAAAAUAAAACCCUAAAAUCCUUCUCGCACUCACUCCGGCCACCUUAGCUUACUUCCAUCUCGCACUCACUCCGGCCACCUUAACCUGCUUCCAUCUCUCGUUCACGGCUAGCCUGGAUCUCACAAGUCACUCCGGCCGCCUUAACACACAGUGCUUGGACACAUUGGUUGAAAGUAAUGGUGGGUUGGCAGAGACAUUUGCAGUCGUUGCUUCAUCAAGCUGGGAAAAUAGUAGACCAUAAUUGUUCUUCCAUCGCAAGCUUUUCAUCAUCUUCUUCAUCAUCUUUAAUACAUGGCGAAUUGCCAUGUUUACAGAGAUUAUGGACAUCGCCUUCUACCGACAUCUCGAGGCCCUUGUAUCACUAUUUGCAAUUUUCAGGCAUCUCCAGUUCAAGGAAAUUACUAGCAGAUGAGCAAACUCCCAUUCGAUCACCUUUGACUCCUCAAUUAACUCCACUAAGCAGUGAAAAAGCUGAACAACAGAAGGCAGCCUUUAAGCCGGAAAACGUUCAAGCAAUAUUAAAAAAUAUUAAACAGAGUCCUAAGAAGGUCAAUUUGCUUGCUGCUUUAGUUCGUGGCAUGCGUGUUGAAGACGCGUUGUUGCAGCUGCAAGUGACAACAAAGCGAGCUGCAAAAACUGUCUACCAGGUUAUCCAUUCAGCUAGAGCCAAUGCAACUCACAAUUAUGGGUUUAAUCCAGAACGCCUCCUUGUUGCUGAGGCUUUUGUCGGAAAAGGGUUAUUUAAGAAGAGAGUUUCAUACCAUGCAAAGGGAAGAUCUGGAGUUAUGGUAAAGCCCGAGUGUCGUCUGACAAUAGUAUUGAGGGAGAUAACACCCGAAGAAGAGGCCAAAAUUGCCAAGCUGAGAGUGCAUAAUUUCCGCAAGCUAUCUAAACGGGAGAGGAGGCUUGUCCCACACCAGCUUAUUGAGACCACUCCCAUUUGGGAUCGCAAAGGCAGAGGUGGUGAUCGUGAACCAGCUCGCAUGUCAGCUUGAGGUCACCUUCUUUUUGUAUUUUUUCACAUUGUAGAGGACUAUUGUUUUGUAGUUUAGUAGUGAUAAUACUGCAGAAUUACAUAGGGCCAAAGUGCUUGAAAGGAGUCUCAAAUCCUUCUACUGUCCCCUAUAUUCUGAAGCUUCUCCUCUUUCAAAAAUAAAAAAGAAUUGCCUUUCUGUUCAA